UUCAUUUUACCUUUUACUGGUCAAGUUUGCACAGUUUACACAAUUACUAUACAUGAUAUCUCUAAUGAUAUGUAACAUAGAUCUGCCUACGACAAAGGAUACAAUUAUUUGAUGUUUGGUGUCAUUGGGAACACUAGUGGCAGUCCACAAUCAUCAGCAGUUCUACCUUAUAUUCAUACCAACGAAACGGAAUUUACUUCAAAUAAAAAUAAUACGGUAAUUAAUUCGGGAAUAAUGUUUGGAGCAGGAGUUUUAGGAAACAUUUUGGCUCUUAUUGUGUUGAUAAGAUCUGAACCUGAACAGAAAAGAACGAUAUUUUAUCGAUUAGUAGCUGGACUCUGUAUCACCGAUUUUCUGGGCAUCACAUCUACAUCACCUGUUGUAAUAGCCGUGUAUGUAAACAACCUUCAAUGGAUAGGCGGGACGGCGAUGUGUAACUACUUCGGAUAUGUGAUGAUCUUUGCCAGUUUUGCAACAAUGCUGAUAGUGUGUAGCAUGUCUAUAGAGAGGGUGUUUUGUAUUAAAUAUCCUCUUAUAUAUAAUACUCGUUCGUCAACAAAACAUGCUACAAUAAUCUUGAUAUUCUGCUGGACUAUGGCAGCAUGCUUUGCCGCACUCCCAUUCCUAGGCUUGGGACAAUUUGUUCUACAGUAUCCUAGAACGUGGUGUUUUGUCGAUUAUUACACCAAUGACCGAGUAGAUAAAGUAUUUAACUAUUUAUUCGUGAUAUUAUCCAUUGUCGUCAUUAGUGUUACUGUUUGCUGUAACUUAACUGUUAUGUUGACCUUGACAAAACGUCAAUGUCAACACGUGUCACAAUACGGAAGAUCCAAAUAUGGUAGUUAUUCUAAACGCUUCAAUGAAUGUCAGAUGUUAGUACAACUAGUUGGAGUCACCAUAGUAUUUAGUGCAUGUUAUAUGCCUCUUAUGGCAAGAAUCAUAAUAAACCAAACAGGAUUAUUACCACGAAAUGUUCAUUUGGAUUUAUUCGUGAUAAGAAUUGCGUCACUUAAUCAAAUUCUAGAUCCAUGGGUCUAUAUUUUAUUGCGGAGGGAACUAUUAUGGAAAUUGAUAUCAGGCUUUAAAACUUUAUGUCGUAUUGAACAAAACCAACUAGAAGAUAUAAAUCCGAAGAAAUGCAGCUAUGACAUAGAGAAUGAUACGUGCUGUAUAUUCUGUUAUCAUUGUUUGUGUGACCCUCCUCGAGUGAAACGUCCAAGACCAGACUCUAUGUACUCCAUGUACUCAUAUUACCUUGAGGAUCGACACUCUUUAACUCCAACUCUUAUAAGGAGUCGAUCACUAAUUCAGAAUGAUAGAGGUAGUUAUAUAUCUAUGAAACCAGUUAACAUAUCUGCACAGAACAAAUACAUAUCUGCACAGACCAGUUUAUAACAAAACUUGAGCUUCGUUGACAAUGUGGUCGACAGGUCAUAAUUCUGCAUUCAGAAAUAUUUUGUCUCAAUCGUUUGUACAAAUAUUUUAUGA
Molecule: messenger RNA, 1488 nt
Organism: Mytilus californianus (California mussel)
Lineage: Eukaryota; Metazoa; Mollusca; Bivalvia; Mytilida; Mytilidae
Product: prostaglandin E2 receptor EP4 subtype-like
Exons: 2
Coding region: 112-1395 (427 amino acids)
Biological process (GO): inflammatory response; adenylate cyclase-activating G protein-coupled receptor signaling pathway; positive regulation of cytosolic calcium ion concentration
Cellular component (GO): plasma membrane
Molecular function (GO): prostaglandin E receptor activity
Source: RefSeq, a predicted model, not a curated record